This is a messenger RNA of Zalophus californianus (California sea lion), 4821 nucleotides long. RefSeq names its product ectonucleotide pyrophosphatase/phosphodiesterase 4 (gene ENPP4). Bases 347 to 1708 code for a protein of 453 amino acids. The record is from RefSeq and is a predicted model, not a curated record. The transcript is spliced from 4 exons. Lineage: Eukaryota; Metazoa; Chordata; Mammalia; Carnivora; Otariidae.
GGCAGCAGGUUCCGCAGUCGCGCGCCGGGCGGCUGCGCACACUCCAGAGCGCCCCCAACAAAGCGGUUCUCUGGGAGGUUGGGGCUGUUAUCCGCGGCGGGGUUGCCUGUUAUUGCGCAGGCGCCUCAGGAAGAUCUCUGCCUCGCGCGUGUCCUUUCGGGUCUGCCUCGCCCCCAGGGCCCACGAGCGCGGGAUUCCGCCAGUGCUGAGUUCCGCGCGCCGGCCGCAGCGGGUGAGUGUGAGCCUCGCGCGGCCGGCCUUCCGGAGGGAGAUGCCACCCCCUCCUCGGUCGCCUGGGGCUGUGACACUAGAGGAACCCUGAUUGCUCUCCUUCAACACAUUCAUUAUGAAGUUAUUAGUAAUACUUUUAUUUUCUGGACUUAUAACUGGUUGUAGAGGUAACUCUUCCCAUAACCUGCCACCCAAGUUACUACUGGUAUCCUUUGAUGGUUUCAGAGCUGACUAUCUACAGAACUAUGAAUUUCCUCAUCUCCAGAAUUUUAUCAAAGAAGGAGUCCUGGUAGAGCAUGUUGAAAAUGUCUUUAUCACAAAAACAUUUCCAAACCACUACAGUAUUGUGACAGGCUUGUAUGAAGAAAGCCAUGGCAUCGUGGCUAAUUCCAUGUAUGAUGUAAUCACAAAGAAACAUUUUUCUGACUUUGAUGACAAGGAUCCUUUUUGGUGGAAUGAGGCAGUACCUAUUUGGGUGACCAAUCAGCUUCAGGAAAACAGAUCAAGUGCCGCUGCUAUGUGGCCUGGAACAGACGUACCCAUUCACAAUACCACACCUUCCUAUUUUAUGAAUUAUAGCUCUUCAGUGUCAUUUGAGGAGAGACUAAAUAAUAUUACCAUGUGGCUGAUGAAUUCGAACCCACCAGUUACCUUUGCAACACUCUAUUGGGAAGAGCCAGAUGCGAGUGGCCACAAAUAUGGACCCGAAGAUAAAGAAAACAUGUACAGAGUGUUGAAAGAAGUAGAUGACCUUAUUGGUGAGCUAGUCCACAAACUCAAGGUGCUAGGAUUGUGGGAAGAUCUCAAUGUGAUCAUUACAAGUGAUCAUGGGAUGACCCAGUGCUCUAAGGACAAACUGAUAAACUUGGAUCUCUGCAUUGAUCAUUCAAGCUACACUCUUGUAGAUUUGACUCCAGUUGCUGCUAUACUUCCCAAAAUAAAUACAACAGAGGUUUAUAACAAACUGAAAAUCUGUAACCCUCACAUGAAUGUUUAUCUCAAAGAAGACAUUCCUGCCAGAUUUCAUUACCAACAUAAUGAUCGAAUUCAGCCUAUUAUUUUGGUUGCUGAUGAAGGCUGGACAAUUGUGUUAAAUAAGUCAUUACCAAAAUUAGGUGACCAUGGUUAUGAUAAUUCUUUGUCUAGUAUGCAUCCAUUUCUAGCUGCCCACGGUCCAGCAUUCCACAAAGGCUACAAACACAGCACAAUUAACAGUGUGGAUAUUUAUCCAAUGAUGUGCCACAUCCUGGGAUUAAAACCACAUCCCAAUAAUGGAACCUUUGGUCAUACUAAGUGUUUGUUAGUUGACCAGUGGUGCAUUAAUCUCCCGGAAGCCAUUGGAAUUGUUAUCGGUGCCCUCUUGGUCUUAACCACGCUAACGUGCCUCAUUAUAAUCAUGCAGAAUAGACUGUCCGUACCCCGUCCAUUUUCCCGACUUCAGCUGCAAGAAGACGACGAUGAUCCUUUAAUUGAGUAACAUGUGCUGGAGUUUAUAAAGUAUCUUUGAUUAGUCACAAUACCAAGGAUAUACUCAAGAAAUGGUGUUCUAACGAUGAAAAAUAUACCUUGAAAGACAAAGAACUUAGACCAAGUAUGCUAGAAUUAUUUUGUUUUUCCUUGUGCUUUGUUUUGGUGCAUCAGCUAAUACAAAAAACCCUGACCAUAGUAAAAAUUGCUAGUAAAUCAUUAGUUAACACCAACUAUUUCUCUUAACUGGAAACUUUUUUUUUAUGAAAAAUAUUGCCUCUGCCUUUUUUUUUUUUGCAAUGAAGAUUUGACACAUUUUUAAAUAAAAAUAUAUCAAAAUUUAGUAGGCAUGCUUUUCUAACAGAUUUUUAUAUUUGUAACUGGAAUAACAGAAAUCUUUAUGCAAUUAGUGGAUUUUGUGUAUCAGGAAGGAAAAGUUUUCUAUAUUUUUAUAUUUAAUAACUUUUAAUAGAGUUUAUAUCCCAAGUAAACCUGUGACAUAGGAGGACCUCUGUGAUGGUUAAUAAAAUUGGUUUACCAGGCAGAACAGAUCUAGCAUUUGAAGAAAUUAUUUUAAGAAAAACUAUUAUAAAAAACAUAACAAAGACCAUGUGAUACAAAGCUUGAGUCUUCACCGUUGUGUUUUUGUUAAGAUUCAUAAGCUAUUGAAGUCAGGAAAGAUAUCUUUUGAAGAUUUUUGCUAAUAAGAAAUUAAGAAAAUGGAAAGAAUUGCUUUUCUCUGUGCUUAAUGCCAUCGUGGAAGUUCCUUUGUGUGUGUGUGUGCGUGCAUGCACGCAAGUGCACGUGUGCAUAAGUGUGUUUGUGUGUAUGAAUGUGUAGACUUCCUGUGACUGACCGAGGCGGUCAGAGCGGCUGGUCUGUGGGCUGACUUCCACAUUCCCAUGGAAUGUGGCUCUCAGCAAAGGGUAUAUUUGCACUUCAUAUUUGUUUACUUUCUUUAGUGACUCACAAGCUAAAGUCAUAACUUAAGAAAGUUCCUUAGUUUUUGUUACUGAGUUUUACUUUCUCAUGUUGCUAUUGUAACCAGAGAUAUCCAAGUGCUGUUAAAAAAAAAAAAAAAAAAUGUAUGACCUGAAUACGAAUCUGGCUUCAGUUGGGUCAGAACGAGGAAGGGAGAUUUUGAUAUCUACCUUUGGGACGUCUAUGCCUUACUUUUUAGGCAAUAAGUAGUUAAAUUUAAAAUGGAAUUUGGUAUCUUUGCAUCCUUCCCACUAUUCCUGUGUUAAGUGGCAGAAUAAACUCUAAGCGCUGUUAACAUUCUGUAUGUAGCCUGAGUGCUGCCCCUGCUGUUUCUCCAGUGUUUGGUUCACAGAAGUAUUUACCCUGCUCUGAUUUUUUUUUAACAUACAUGUUCAGAGCUAAGGAUUUGUUGUGAAGAACUGCCAUCCAACUUUGCUAGGUAGUACUUUCUAAUAAUCAAAAGUAAUAUGCAGAAACUGACUUGUGGCAGACAAGAUUGUAACUGUUAAAGGAAAAAUGGGGUUCAGGAACCAUCCAUCAGGACCUGAUGCAAGCAAUUAAUAGUGUGAUAUUUAAAGUUUUGACAGUAUAAAAUAAACUAGGUAACUUUUACAGAUAAAAAAAUUACCUACAAUAAAUAUGCAACCCAAUUAAGUGUUGAUUAUCUGUGAUGGUAAAGAACAAUGGUACUAAUCAUUAGACAUAGAAUUCAUCCUAUUUGGUCACUGCUCAUUUUGUGAUUCGAGGAUUCGGUACCUAUUGUUUUGGGGGUUCUUGAAAAGCAUUUCUGCAGCCUGUAUAAACAGUUCAUGCUAUUGGUCAUAAGUUGACUGUAUUAAGAAUAGCAUAGUAAAUAAAUGAAAUAAAACCAGUAGGGUUAAUUUUACUUUUUGACAAAUUUUAUUUCAUUUUUUUUUCACAUAAAAGUUAUCCUAGAGGUCUUCUGAACAAAAUAAUAGAAAAAUUUCUUUCUGUCUCAAUUUCCAUUUAAAAAAAGGACAGUCACAUUUAACACAGUGGACACUUUUUGAAGUAUCUAAAAUAAUAGGAUAUUUUAUACUAGUUCAGUAGAGCUUGGUCCUUGCAGUGCUGUUUUAGUGAUUACAUUAGUUUGAUUGGUGGUUAUGAGUUUCAGAAAUCUAUAUGUAGCAUCUAGCCUGUGAGUGGAUUUCAUAUGGGAUGGAAUGGGAGGGAUACUCUGUCAAUGUCUUAACCCUUUGAACAAGACAUUUACCUAUUUGUCUUGUCUUUCAUUCCAUUCUCAAAAUAUUAACUUUAAUUAAAAUUGUAAAUUUUUUUGUAUAUAUGCUGAUGGGAGAAAACAGUAUUUAUUUAAUCACAGAGACGUUUAUAUGUUAUUAUUUUGAACUUUAUGUUAAUUCAUUUGUAUCUUUACAAAAUUAUCACUGUUAAAGCCAAUGAGUACACAGAAAAUCCUUUAGUGAAGCCAGCUUUUUACACUGAGGUUUUGGUAUGUAUUUUGUUAAAUAAUUGGCUAAUAUCCUGCCAUGUUUUCUAGGUGAUGGAAAGUAUUUGGCUCCAGGAAACAUUUAACUGUUUAUGACAACGAUAGUCAAAGGUAAUAGGAAAACUUACUGAGUGGUUUUUGUUAAUUCAGUGAGUGAAUUCAGAGUAAGAGCAUUUACUUAUAAAGGACAGUUCUGCUGUUAUUAAUGUGCAAGUUCUUCUGGUAAACAGCAAUAGAAUUCUAAUAUAAAUUAUUCCAAUGCUGUGUACUAUAGGUUUUGUGUUAUUGUUUCAUUAAGCUUGGUAUAAGAAUUUAAAGAUAAAAUUCUUGGAACAUUAAAAGAUUAAAAAGGCCUUUGCAUUGUUCUUGGGUGUCUCCCUCUCUUGUCCAUAUUUGGUAAGCUUUAAGGAUGAUGGCAUUUAAUUCCUUUUAUUUGGAGGGUUUUACGUCGUUGCGAAUACAUAAAGUUAUAAAUGAAGGACAAAGAUGGGAAGUAUGUAUUUUUUUGUCACUUCUUAAAAUAGUGUGUAAAUAAAAUGACAUGAGUAUGCUUUAAAGAAAUCUGUAUGUAGUGCCUUAAGUUGAAGUAAAAUAUAUUUUGACUAUAAUGUCUGAAUUCAUAAUGAUUUUGCUUAUGAUUAAAACAUUUUAUGUGAAUAAAGUCUACCAAAAUA